Messenger RNA from Chenopodium quinoa (quinoa), 975 nucleotides. RefSeq lists its product as uncharacterized. The record is from RefSeq and is a predicted model, not a curated record. Lineage: Eukaryota; Viridiplantae; Streptophyta; Magnoliopsida; Caryophyllales; Amaranthaceae. The coding region runs from base 75 to 524 and encodes 149 amino acids. The transcript has 2 exons.
AACCAUUUAGAUUUAACUAAUACAACUAAAAUUUUCCAUCAAAUUUUUAGUUUUUUUUUUCAUUAUAUAAAUAAAUGGAAGGACUUAAAAUCGCGACGAUUUUCUUUUUUGUUCUUGUAAUUGUCACACACAUCAACAAUGUCAUAGCAAAUAUAGAUACAAUUUUAGGAGCGGAUAAGCAGUUGAAGGCUGAAACCAUCCAAGAAAUCAAUAAGCUAGAUAAAUGCGCAAACAAAUGCAAAACUAAUGGAGAUGAAGAUGCAUGUCGUGUAGAAUGCAUCAAAAAAUCAUUAAAUGGAGCUAGCAAAUUCAAGAAGAAUGAGACUAAAUAUGAAAUGCUAGCAGCUUACAAAAGCUUAUUUUGUAUGUAUGGUUGUCACCAAACUAUGUCUCAAAUAUGCGAAAAAAAGGAUGAAGAAAAAUGUAAGAAAGAUUGCAUUAAGGUAUGCAUCGACCAACCUACACAUGUGCCCGACCCCAAAUCUACGCCCGCACACAAAAGCUCCCACAAGAAGGCUCAUUAACAUGGCUAUGCUCAUUACAAAGUAGAUCAUUGGAGGAUGCAAAAUAUUUGCUGUUAAAUUCCAUUGUAUAAUUAGAAUCUCAAUUCAUAAAGAAUAGUACCAAGUUUAUAAUUUUUAGAUUUAGUUUUUCUUUCUAUUUUAUUUCCUUCCAUGUUGUGUUUUUAUUUAUUUAUUUAUUUAUUUUAUUUUUUUAUACAAAGUUCUUUCUACUCGUGACCUAGUUGUGAGACAGUAACACUUGGCAUUUUAAUUAUUUGCCAAGUGUCGCGUCACGUAGACGACAAAUAGGUAUUAUUGUGACACAUAAGAUGAUAAGAAAGCAAUUUAAUGACAUAAGCAUAGAUAAUUAAUGCUAUCAUCCUAAUAAUUGAUCAUAUCAUUCAGCUAAAUAAUAUCAUUCAGCCAUCAAAAUAUUUAAUCCCAGAACUGAUCCCCGAAUCCGGAUUAGCCC